AUGUUUGUUUUUUGGGGAAAUCACAAGUUCCUUAUUUUGGAUGUAUGUAAUGCUGGGUCUGCUGGUUUGCACCAAAGUGACUUAAAUUCCCUCUCGGGCCCUAUGGGCUCAGGUGAAGGCGCAGAUGCAGAGCAGGGCCCUGCUACUCAGGACGCACUGGAUGGACUGGAUGGGCUGACAUGUGAAAAAAUUGGUGACAGGACUCACUUUUCUGCAAUGUUUGUUAAACGUGCAGAUGCAUUGGCGGAGUGCAAAUUAUGCGGCAAAAUUGUGACUAACAUGAAAAACCACUACCUUGUUCACAACCCAGGUCAUCACCGGUGUGUAGUGUGCGGUGCUGAGUUCACUAGAAUGGACAGCCUCAAACGUCAUGUUAGGAAAAGUCAUGAUCUAUUCCCUGAACAUUUUAUGUGA
Molecule: messenger RNA, 414 nt
Organism: Gryllus bimaculatus (two-spotted cricket)
Lineage: Eukaryota; Metazoa; Arthropoda; Insecta; Orthoptera; Gryllidae
Source: the annotation of a GenBank genome assembly